AGUAGAUCAGUUUAGCACAGAAUUCGCAAACGACUUGAAAGUAAAGCCAAUCGAAGCCAAUCCAAUCGGUUACGAGUAUCUACCGUAUAUAGAAGACCCUUCCGUCCAACACAGAGCUCCCCAAAGAUCGCAUCUCUAAUGCUCGUCUGGAACGAUAAACAGGAUACCAACUUCACAUUCAUUUGAGCAGAGUGCUCCCAGUUGCCAGUAAUCGGACCGGAGCCACCGUUUUGUACCCAAAAUAUUAGCAACAUUUUUGUUUGUGAUUUUUUUUUUGUUGUUUGUUGGGUUUUCUUCGAUUUUCUUUCGUUGAAUUGGGAAAAGGGCCGGCCUGGUGAUAAUGCCCAGCAGUGUUGCCAACGAGAAUCAGUUCCGAUACCAGAGCAGCCGCAGUCGGGCCAGCUGCCCAGUGAGCCGGAGUCCCAGUGAGCCGGAAUCCCCGGCGCCGGUGACGCCCAACUGCGAUGUAGUCGACCAGGCGCUGGCCGAGCUGCAGCUCCAGUCGCAGGAGAUCCGGCAGCAGCAGCAGGAGCACCUGGUGGCCACCACCACCACCACGAGCAGCAGCGGAAGCCGAAAGCGAUCCGGAUGGGAGAUUAAGGGCUCCAAGCUCUCACUUAACACGCACAAUCGCAUCCGGAACAUUGUCGAGUCGCUGAAGAUCAAGCCGAAUCCGGAGAAGCCCAUGAUACCGCUGUCCAUUGGUGAUCCCACAACCUUUGGCAACCUAAAAGCCGCCGACGAGACGAUGAAGGCGGUGCUGCGUUCGCUGGAGAGCGGCAAGUUCAAUGGGUAUGCCAGCACCCAGGGCCAUGAGGUGGCCCGCCAGGCGGUGGCCAAGUACAGUGCCCACCAGCGCAGCGAUGGAGAGAUCGAUCCCAACGAGGUGGUGCUCUGCAGCGGCUGCUCCUCCGCCUUGGAGUACUGCAUCCUGGCGCUGGCGGAUCGCGGGCAGAAUGUGCUGGUGCCGCGUCCAGGUUUCUGUUUGUACUACACGCUGGCCGAGGGACUGGAUAUCGAGGUGCGCUACUACGAUCUGCUGCCCGAUCAGCAGUGGCGCGCCGAUCUCGUGCAGCUGGAGAGUCUGAUCGACGAGAACACCGCCGCCCUGUUGAUCAACAAUCCGAGCAAUCCCUGUGGCAGCGUCUACGAUGAGAAGCAUCUGCGCGAACUGAUCGCCAUCUGUGAACGCCACUAUCUGCCCAUCAUCGCCGAUGAGAUCUACGAGCACUUUGUGUUCCCCGGCUCCAAGCACUUGGCCGUGAGCAGCCUGACCACGGAGGUGCCGGUUCUCUCCUGCGGCGGCCUGACCAAACGCUUCCUGGUGCCCGGCUGGCGAAUGGGCUGGAUCAUUGUGCACGAUCGCAAGAAUCGUUUGCGCGAUGCCAUUGUCGGUCUGAGGAACAUGUGUGGUCGCAUUCUGGGCUCCAACACCAUCAUCCAGGGUGCAUUGCCCGACAUCCUCACCAAAACACCGCAGUCCUACUUUGACGGCGUGAUCGACGUGCUCCACUCGAAUGCCUUGCUGGCCUACAAGAUGCUGAAGCAGGUGCGUGGCCUCGAGCCCGUGAUGCCCAACGGCGCCAUGUACAUGAUGAUCGGCGUGAGCAUCGAGCGCUUCCCGGAGUUCAAGGACGACACCCACUUUGUCCAGGAGCUGGUGAACGAGCAGAGCGUCUUCUGUCUGCCGGGCAGCUGCUUUGAGUACCCGGGCUACGUGCGGAUCGUGCUCACCGUUCCCGGCGCGAUGAUCGAGGAGGCGUGCUCCCGGAUCGCCGAGUUCUGCGAUCGCCACUUCAAGAAGGAGGCGCGCAACUUUAUUGAGCACGGAUUGCUGGAUUGCGAUGAUCUGGCUUUCUGAGCUGGGAGCAAAACAUUUAUUAGACAUUCUAGACUACAAUUUGUAUCAAGUGUACAUAGGUAUAUAAUAUAUAUAUAUCAAUCAUUUUAACUAUCCAAUAGAAGGAGUAUUGUCUCAAAAAAUUGCUGAAUAAGUAAAGCGCGUCACACACAGAUACAUAAAUAGAGUUUAGAAAGAGCGAGUAAUCUGCGGCUAAGUAAAUGGUCGUUAUGGAGGACUUCUGAAUAUAUAAAUAUAAAUAUAUAUAAUAUAACUAUA
Messenger RNA from Drosophila teissieri, 2119 nucleotides. It is a transcript of the gene Tat, whose product is annotated as tyrosine aminotransferase. Gene Ontology annotation, biological process: biosynthetic process; aromatic amino acid metabolic process. The transcript has 4 exons. The record is from RefSeq and is a predicted model, not a curated record. Bases 341 to 1861 code for a protein of 506 amino acids. Gene Ontology annotation, molecular function: pyridoxal phosphate binding; L-tyrosine:2-oxoglutarate transaminase activity. NCBI's taxonomy places the organism in Eukaryota, Metazoa, Arthropoda, Insecta, Diptera, Drosophilidae.